GUACCUCACCCACGCAGCUCCGAAGCUGUCCCUUUCUGCUCCAUCACAAACCCACGACGACACACCGGUAUCGACCCGACCCGACCCCAUCACCAAUCUCCCUCACGCUUUGACGACAGACACGGCGAAUUGUAUCUUUGACGAACAUCUACCUUUAAUAUCCCCCUUCCGUCCCCCACACACACCCCGCCACCAUGUCGACCCUUGAAGAGCUCGACGACCUCGAUCGUCAGGACAAGAACGACAAGAGAGAUGAGGGCGACAAGGAUAAGAAGGACAAGAAGCCCACCAACGACGGUGAUGCCGAAAUGGAGGAUGCUGAGAAGGAGGAAGACAUCCUUGACGACGAGAUCCUGAACCUCAGCACGCAGGACAUCCAGACACGCAAACGGCUGCUCGAGAACGACUCCAGAAUCAUGCGCAGCGAGCUGCAACGGUUGACGCACGAGAAGGCAACUAUGGGGGAGAAGAUCAAGGAGAACCUCGACAAGAUUGCUAACAACCGACAAUUACCCUACCUCGUGGGCAACGUCGUCGAACUCCUCGAUCUCGACCCUACUGCCGAGUCAUUGGAGGAGGGUGCCAACAUCGAUCUGGACGCCACCCGCGUGGGCAAGUCCGCAGUCAUCAAGACCUCCACAAGACAAACCAUCUUCCUCCCGUUGAUCGGUCUGGUCGACCCCACCACCCUGAAGCCUGGCGACCUCAUUGGCGUCAAUAAGGACUCUUACCUCAUUCUCGACACGCUUCCGGCCGAGUACGACAGCAGAGUCAAGGCCAUGGAGGUCGAUGAGAAGCCGACAGAGAAGUACACGGACGUUGGUGGUCUCGACAAGCAGAUUGAGGAGCUGGUCGAGGCCAUCGUCUGGCCCAUGAAGGAGGCGGAGCGGUUCAAGAAGAUUGGCAUCAAGGCGCCAAAGGGUGCCCUGAUGUACGGCCCCCCCGGUACCGGAAAGACGCUGCUGGCCCGAGCCUGCGCAGCACAAACCGACGCUACAUUCCUCAAGCUUGCCGGUCCUCAGUUGGUUCAGAUGUUCAUUGGAGAUGGUGCUAAGCUUGUGCGCGACUGCUUCGCCUUGGCAAAGGAGAAGGCCCCCGCGAUUAUCUUCAUUGACGAGUUGGAUGCCGUCGGUACGAAGCGUUUCGACAGCGAGAAGAGCGGCGACAGAGAAGUCCAGCGAACUAUGCUUGAGCUUCUGAACCAGCUUGACGGUUUCGCAUCAGACGACCGCAUCAAGGUGCUGGCCGCUACCAACCGUGUGGACGUCUUGGAUCCUGCGCUACUUCGUUCAGGCCGUCUCGACCGAAAGAUUGAGUUCCCCCUGCCGAACGAGGAAGCGCGUGCGCAGAUUCUUAAGAUUCACUCUCGCAAGAUGAGGGUCGACCCCGCCGUCAACUGGGGCGAGCUGGCCCGCAGCACGGACGAGUUUGGUGGUGCCAUGCUCAAGGCCGUCUGUGUGGAGGCCGGUAUGAUUGCUCUCCGUAUGGGCAAGAACAAGAUUAGCCACGAGCAUUACGUGGAUGCCAUUGCCGAGGUGCAAGCCAAGAAGAAGGACACGGUCAACUUCUACGCUUAAUCCAUUCACGUGUUGGGUGAUGCCGCCGCUGGGUAUCUGGGGUUAUUGCUUCUGGCGGGAACGGGAAUGCAUAGAGGAGUCGAAUGCGAUAGACAACAACUUUGUACGAUUACCACGGACACUCAAGCGGCCCUAUAGGAAUGGAAAGCAGGGUGAUUGUGAUCCCAGCAAGCAGUCCCAUUACGCUUCCCGUUGAUACUUGCCAUGGCGGAUGUGCCGUUUGUGAAUUCGAUGUUUGAACAUGGGAAAGUGAGGCCUCUUGCCAAGUGGCGUUCUCGGUGAGGGGAACACGGGGCAGAAGCUAUCCACAUUUGGAGACGGCCAAGUAUACUGAAAGUUUGACACCCUGACUGAAGCCUACGAUAGUUAUCAAUGAUCGGCACCCGAGAGGCGAGAAGCAAAUACGCGUUCAGCUUCACGGUCUCCAAAAAGGAUCGGCAAGCUGUCAGGAACACCUCGCAAGAUAUCAAAACUCAGGCUACUGCAGGUCGUAGGACCUUGUCGAGCUGAGGCCGAUCUCUGUUGCGAGGCCAGCACAGGCACAGGGUUGUGAGUGAGCAGGCAUUCGAGAGAUGGUUGCAGGUAUGCAUGGCAUGCACGCUCUUCACAAGUUGCGAUCUUCCCCCGGGUAAGGGCUAUGAUCUGGCUGCUUACGUAGGUGCCAUCCGUAUUGUCGUUUCUGGGAUCCAUGUUUCUUGGGGUCCUUGGGACGAACGGCCAAUGAUGAAGGUCAAUGGCAUUGAUGAGGAGGAAUUGGGAACCUGUGGGAGGUGUUGCAGGCACGGCCAUGGUAGCCGAGUAUCUUGAGCAUCGCG
This is a messenger RNA of Colletotrichum scovillei, 2392 nucleotides long. RefSeq names its product 26S protease regulatory subunit 6A. The transcript has 4 exons. Gene Ontology annotation, biological process: proteasome-mediated ubiquitin-dependent protein catabolic process. NCBI's taxonomy places the organism in Eukaryota, Fungi, Ascomycota, Sordariomycetes, Glomerellales, Glomerellaceae. Gene Ontology annotation, cellular component: proteasome regulatory particle, base subcomplex. Gene Ontology annotation, molecular function: ATP hydrolysis activity; ATP binding; proteasome-activating activity. The coding region runs from base 195 to 1577 and encodes 460 amino acids. The record is from RefSeq and is a predicted model, not a curated record.